AUGCCGAGGGGCUUCCUGGUAAAGCGAACUAAACGGACAGGCGGCUCAUAUCGAGUGCGCCUAGCUGAGCGGGUUUUCCCCCGGCUGGGGCCCCAGGGGGCGCCGCCCUUUCCCGAGGAGGUUUCCAGCGCCCCCCAGCCCGGUGCGGAGCAGGUGGCAACCCCCACCUUGGAGGAGGAGGCGGCGGCCCGGGAACUGUCGGGGUCGUCCUGUCGGGCGGCUAGGGUGAGCCUGGGGGAGGGGGGGCAGGAAGGUGCUGCGGAGUGGAGGGCGGAUGGUAGGGAGGGUCCAGGGCCCAGCCCCAGCCCCACGAAGCCGGCAGGCGCGGAGCUGCGCCGGGCAUUCCUGGAGCGCUGCCUCAGCUCACCCGUCUCUGCAGAGUCCUUCCCCGGGGGUGCCGCCGCGGUGGCUGCUUUCUCUUGCUCGGCGGCGCCAGCAGCUGCACCGACCUCGGGGGAGCAGUUCCUGCUGCCGCUCCGGGCACCGUUCCCAGAGCCAGAGCUCCAUCCAGACCCUGCGCCCCUCUCGGCCACCCUGCACGGCCUGAAGCGGGCCGCUGGCAACGAGCGCCGUGCCAAGGCCCCUCCGGGCUGCACGUCUGGACCUGCGGCCGCCGGAGUCAAGAAGCCAAAGGCCAUGAGGAAGUUGAGCUUCGCCGAUGAAGUGACCACAUCCCCCGUCCUGGGCCUGAAGAUCAAGGAGGAGGAGCCCGGAGCACCGUCCCGGGGUCUGGGGGGCAGCCGCACGCCACUGGGGGAGUUUAUCUGCCAGCUAUGCAAGGAGCAGUACGCAGAUCCCUUCGCUCUGGCUCAGCACCGCUGCUCCCGCAUUGUACGCGUCGAGUACCGCUGCCCGGAGUGCGACAAGGUCUUCAGCUGCCCUGCGAACCUCGCCUCCCAUCGCCGCUGGCACAAACCACGUCCCGCAGCGGCAAAUGCCGCCACAGUCUCUUCAGCCGACGGGAAGCCUCCUCCUUCGUCUUCCUCCACCUCCCCAGACUCUGGGGCUGUUGCAUCUUUCUUGGCGGAGGGGAAGGAGAACAGCCGGGCAGAGCGAGCGGCCGAUCAGCACCUGCAGGCGAGGGACAGCUCCAGGGCGGAGCACCAGGACAGCGCCCCACACCAGGGCCUCCAGGUGCUGUCCCACCCCGAGCCACCGCUGCCUCAGGUCCCCUUUACGGAGGGGGUGUUGGGGCGCCGGGUGCCUGGGCCAGGUAGUGCCAGUGGUGUCGGGGGAUCCGAGAUCUUCAUGUGCCCAUAUUGCCACAAAAAGUUCCGUCGCCAAGCCUAUCUGCGCAAGCACCUAGGCACUCACGAGGCAGGCUCUGCUCGUGCGCUUGCCCCGGGCUUUGGCUCCGAACACGGUGCCCCACUCGCCUUCGCUUGCCCCCUGUGCGGGGCGCACUUCCCGUCCGCAGACAUCAGGGACAAACACCGGCUGUGGCACGCGGUCCGCGAGGAGCUGCUCCUGCCUGCUCUGGCCGGGGCGCCCCCAGAAGCGCCGAAUCCAGGCGGAGCAUCCGACGGGAGUGCUCAGCAAAUUUUCUCGUGCAAGCACUGCCCGUCCACUUUUUUUAGCUCCCCGGGGCUGACCCGGCACAUAAAUAAGUGCCACCCCUCAGAAAGUCGGCAGGUACUGCUGCUGCAGAUGCCGUUGCGGCCUGGCUGUUGA
Messenger RNA from Neomonachus schauinslandi (Hawaiian monk seal), 1671 nucleotides. RefSeq names its product INSM transcriptional repressor 2 (gene INSM2). The transcript has a single exon. The record is from RefSeq and is a predicted model, not a curated record. Gene Ontology annotation, biological process: neuron differentiation; negative regulation of transcription by RNA polymerase II; regulation of cell cycle process. Bases 1 to 1671 code for a protein of 556 amino acids. Gene Ontology annotation, molecular function: DNA-binding transcription repressor activity, RNA polymerase II-specific; RNA polymerase II cis-regulatory region sequence-specific DNA binding. Lineage: Eukaryota; Metazoa; Chordata; Mammalia; Carnivora; Phocidae. Gene Ontology annotation, cellular component: nucleus; transcription repressor complex.